GUUUGGAGUUUGCAGACGCCGGGAGAGGGUUGUUGUUGUCGUUCGGUGUCGGCGGUUACAGGCUGAGGUAGAACGGGUACCGGGGUGUAUUAGCGCACCAUGUUCCUGUCGGAUUUCCGGAAGGAAUUUUACGACGUGAUUGUGAAUCAGAGGGUAUUAUUACUUGUUGCCUCAGAUGUUGAUGCCCUGUGUGCCUGCAAAAUCCUUCAGGCCCUUUUUCAGUGCGACCAUGUACAGUACACAUUGGUUCCAGUAGCUGGAUGGCAGGACUUGGAGACUGCAUUCCUUGAGCACAAAGAACAGUUCAAGUACCUUGUGUUAAUUAAUUGUGGUGCUAAUCUGGAUUUACUGGAGACACUGCAACCUGAUGAGGAUACUAUCUUCUACAUCUGUGACACCCAUAGACCGAUUGACAUUGUUAAUGUCUAUAAUGAUACACAGGUUAAACUGCUGAUUAAGCAGGAUGAUGAUCUUGGUGUUCCUGCCUAUGAUGACCUCUUUAGGGAUGAAGAAGAUGAGAAUUCAGAGGAUUCAGGGAAUGAAAGUGAAGGGUCAGAACCUUCUGAAAAGCGCAGGCGAUUUGCUGAGGCAGCCUUGGAGCGGAGAAUAGAUCGAAGACGUCAGCGGCGGGAAUGGGAGGAGCGCAGGAAGGAAAUUUUGUUUGAAUAUGAACAAUAUGAAUACCACGGAACUUCAUCUGCCAUGGUGAUAUUUGAGCUGGCCUGGAUAAUGUCUAAGGAUUCAAAUGACAUGUUGUGGUGGGCUAUUGUUGGUUUGACGGAUCAGUGGGUUCACGACAAAAUCACACACAUAAAGUAUGUGACUGAUGUUGGCAUUGUGCAGCGACAUGUAUCCCGACACAACCAUCGCAAUGAGGAUGAGGAGAAUACACUUUCUAUUGACUGCAUAAGGAUCUCUUUUGACUAUGACCUGCGCCUGGCUCUGUAUCAGCACUGGUCGCUCUAUGAAAGUAUGUGCAACUCCAGCUAUACCUAUUCCAAUCUCAAGCUGUGGUCCAUUCAGGGCUUGAAGAGGUUGCAGGAAUUUCUUGCAGAUAUGGGGCUCCCUCUGAAAGAAGUCAGGCAGAAGUUUAACUCCAUGGACAUCUCACUGAAGGAGAAUUUACAGGAAAUGAUUGAGGAAUCAGCUAAUAAGUUUGGAAUGAAGGAUAUCCGAAUGCAGACCUUCAGUGUGCAUUUUGGGUUUAAAAACAAGUUCCUUGCCAGUGAUAUUGUUUACUCAGCAGCUUCUCUCCUCGAGAAUUUAGAGAAAGACAAUGGAAAUGAAAACUUCAUUGAAGCCUUAGACAGCCUUUCCAGGAGUAACCCAGAUAAGCUACAACAAGGUUUGGAACUCGCCAAGCAGCAGCUCCGAGCCAUUCACCAAACAGUUGCUAGCUGCAUUUGCACUAAUCUCAUCGUCUCACAAGGACCCUUCCUCUAUUGCUAUUUACAAGAGGGGACCCCGGAUGUAAAGAUCUAUUCAAAGCCCAUUUGUUUGAAACUUCUGUGCAAACACUUGCUGAAGUGCUUUGUCCGUUCGACCAAAAAUAAACGAUGUAAGGUGCUCCCGCUGGUCAUGGCAGCACCAAUGGACCUGGAGAAAGGAACAGUGAUUGUGAUUGGAAUCCCACCAGAAACUGAAAGCUCAGACAAGAAAAACUUCUUUGGUAAAGCAUUUGAGAAAGCAGCAGAAAGUACGAGCUCAAGAACUCUGCAUGAUCACUUUGAUACUUCGAUAAUUGAACUGAAAACUGAGGAUCGUAGUAAAUUUCUGGAUGCACUGAUCUCUCUGCUGUCGUAAAUGUGAGUGCAAUGUGAAGCUGGAGUACCCAAUGUUUCUGGUCUUUCAUGGCAAUGACACUUCAGAAAACAUACUUGGAAAGUCUGACUCCAUUUUAGGAAUUUUAUGACUCAGGUGUUCAUGUAGUGCCCAAAAGUACAAAUACAUUUUUGAAGUGGAACAAUUUUUGAAACUGGGGCAGAUUACUAGUUGUGAACCUGUCAACUAAUCUGUCUCCCUAUGACCGCACCACUUGAAUGGCAGCUGAAAUAAAGUCUAAUUUUAAACAGAUCCAGUAAAUGUACAACAGAAUAAAACAUAUGCACAUGAGUUUUAUUGCUUAGGAAUAAUGCAGAAUUCAGACGGGAGCAGGAAAGCAAAUGGUGAAAAGUUGUGCUGUACCUUUGGUAUGCUGUAGGCAUGAUCAAAUGGAUGUAUAUGGACUAUAAGCAGAUGUUAGUAAUGUAGAUGUUUCCCCAGUAUGAUUGUUAUGGUCAUGUAAUUGUCGGCCAUCUCUUGAUGUGAGAGUAGCAUCUAUGAGUCUUCAUGUGACUGAGCAGGCUGAUUCCCAACCCUCCGAUCUUCAGGUUUGUGGGAUCCUGAGUACAGAAUUUGCUUCCUUUCCUUUCUUUCUCUGUUGCUGCUCUAUCUCAUUGAACAUGAAAUGGACAAAAAUUAGCAUGAUGCAAUUUUGGUCAACACAUUGUCACCAUUUGAAUGAUUGGUAACAAGCUCCUAAUCAUUCAUAGCAAUGUUGCUGCACUUCAGCGAAGAGCUUCAGAAUGUUUUUGCAGCAUUUUUAUCCUCUCCUGACACUGAACAGGCAAGCAAUGUGACACUGAAAUGGCUGUUUGUGUUUUGACAUUUUUAGUGCAGUUUACAAUAGAUCUUUUUACGGUGCUCUUUAUUUCAAACCCCUGCUGGGAGAUUGAGGGAUUUUUUUAGCCUGUUCAUCACUUGCAGCUACCUGAUUAUCCAUGAGCAUUUUUAUGAUUCUAUUUGGGAACUGCUUCCAUUCAGUGGUUUUAUUAGUACCCUGGUGUAGGAAUGAAAGGUCAAACAAUUCCACCUAAAACUGAUUCUCUUGUCCGUUCUUCUGAAGAAGAAGCAUGUUGUUUUGUAAAAGCAGUGAUCUCUAAAACAACAUGUUUGAGAGGCUUGAUAUUUCUUUUAACUAGUGUGUCAUUCUGAAUUCUUGUUGCCUAUACAAGUAUUGUGUAAUUUUUACUGUACAUUAGCUCCCUUAAUCUUACGAUGUUCAACUAAUAUUUUGUUUCUCAUUCUUCGGAAACAUGCCUCGUGAUUUUUCACUUUGUAAGAAGAUGCAGGAUUGUUCUUAUGUAUUUAGUUUUGUAUUGUGUAAAAUGUGUAAAUUAUCUCCAUGUCAUGUUGCCAUGUUGUCAUUUCCUGGCUUUUAUGUUGAGUAUUGUAAAUUAUAUUAUAAUGUAGGCAUGCUAUUUACCCAAAUUUUAC
Molecule: messenger RNA, 3255 nt
Organism: Stegostoma tigrinum
Lineage: Eukaryota; Metazoa; Chordata; Chondrichthyes; Orectolobiformes; Stegostomatidae
Gene: cdc45
Product: CDC45 cell division cycle 45 homolog (S. cerevisiae)
Exons: 18
Coding region: 100-1803 (567 amino acids)
Biological process (GO): DNA replication initiation; double-strand break repair via break-induced replication; mitotic DNA replication preinitiation complex assembly
Cellular component (GO): DNA replication preinitiation complex
Molecular function (GO): chromatin binding; DNA replication origin binding; single-stranded DNA binding
Source: RefSeq, a predicted model, not a curated record